Populus trichocarpa (black cottonwood) is the source of this 1703-nucleotide messenger RNA. Its product is annotated as 1-aminocyclopropane-1-carboxylate synthase 7. Gene Ontology annotation, molecular function: pyridoxal phosphate binding; transaminase activity. NCBI's taxonomy places the organism in Eukaryota, Viridiplantae, Streptophyta, Magnoliopsida, Malpighiales, Salicaceae. The record is from RefSeq and is a predicted model, not a curated record. Bases 161 to 1501 code for a protein of 446 amino acids. The transcript is spliced from 4 exons. Gene Ontology annotation, biological process: biosynthetic process; amino acid metabolic process.
UUACUGACGAAGUUUUCAUUCAACAAUUCUAUUCCCUUUCUGCUCUUCUCCUUCGCCUUCUCUACUCCCCACACCUAAUAGCUUUCUUAAUCCAAGAGUAGAGGCCUUGGCCUUACUGUCUGCGCAAGAAAGCUUAUUAGGUACUGCAAGAAAUCUAAUUAUGGCCAUAGAGAUUGGGCAACCCGCUGUUGGACUAUCAAAAGUCGCAGUUUCCGAGACUCACGGAGAAGACUCUCCGUAUUUCGCAGGCUGGAAGGCACACGAUGAAGAUCCUUACGAUGAAUCAUCUAACUCAUCAGGAGUUAUACAGAUGGGACUGGCAGAAAAUCAAGUUUCAUUUGAUUUGUUAGAAGAGUACUUGGAAAAGAAUUCAGAAGCAUCUAGCUGGGGAGAAGGAGCACGAGGCUUUAGAGAAAACGCCUUGUUUCAAGAUUACCAUGGACUCAAAUCUUUCCGACAGGCAAUGGCAAGUUUCAUGGAGAAAAUCAGAGGUGGCAGAGCAAAAUUUGAUCCUGAUAGGGUAGUCCUGACAGCCGGCGCUACUGCUGCUAACGAGUUGUUAACCUUCAUCCUAGCCGAUCCCGGUGAUGCUUUGCUAGUUCCCACUCCAUACUAUCCAGGAUUUGACAGAGAUUUAAGGUGGAGGACAGGUGUAAAAAUUGUACCAAUACAUUGUGAUAGUUCAAACAAUUUCCAGGUCACUCUUGAAGCCAUGGAAGCUGCAUAUCAGCACGCGGUAGCGAUGAACAUUAAAGUAAGAGGGGUACUUAUAACAAAUCCUUCAAAUCCACUUGGUGCCACAAUCCAGCGCUCUGUCCUAGAGGAAAUUCUUGAUUUUGCCAAGCGCAAGAACAUCCAUGUCGUGUCCGACGAAAUCUACUCAGGAUCCACCUUCUCUUCAUCCGAGUUCGUGAGCAUUGCUGAAAUUCUUGAAGCUCGUGGAUACAAAGAUUCAGAAAGAGUUCACAUUGUUUACAGUCUUUCUAAAGAUCUAGGUCUUCCAGGUUUUAGAGUUGGAACUAUUUACUCAUACAAUGACAAAGUUGUUACCACUGCAAGAAGGAUGUCCAGCUUCACCUUGAUUUCUUCACAAACACAACACAUGCUGGCUUUGAUGUUGUCUAACGAGAAAUUCACAGAGAACUACAUUAAGACAAACAGGGAGAGACUAAGGAAGAGAUAUGAAAUGAUAAUUCAAGGAUUGAAAGAUGCCGGGAUAGAGUGUUUGAAAGGUAAUGCUGGGUUGUUUUGCUGGAUGAAUUUAAGUCCAUUGCUGGAGGCCCCUACAAGAGAAGGUGAACUGGCUCUUUGGAAGUCUAUCCUCCAUGAAGUGAAGAUAAAUAUAUCUCCAGGCUCUUCUUGCCAUUGCUCUGAACCAGGAUGGUUUAGGGUAUGUUUCGCUAACAUGAGCGAGCCCACGCUAGCAGUUGCACUCAAGAGAAUACAUGAUUUCAUGGAUCAAAGGAAAACAGAAGCAAUUGCAUCUCCUCCACAGCAGUAGUCUCCGAAUUUUUUAAUGGCUCCGGUCAUUUUGAUUCUUUUAGAUGCCAAGACCUUUUUGCAGAAUUGGGUUUGUCUCAUUAUAGUGUAAAUCACAUAUAUAUUCUUGUUUUCUUGCUUCAGUAAGCAAGUUCCCUAUAAAUUCCAUUUGUAUAAUUGUGAUACCGCUGCAAGAAGUCUUCACCAAAGAGUUCCAUUCAUUA